Paramuricea clavata is the source of this 747-nucleotide messenger RNA. The record is from the annotation of a GenBank genome assembly. Lineage: Eukaryota; Metazoa; Cnidaria; Anthozoa; Malacalcyonacea; Plexauridae.
AUGCAAUCCCUGCAUCUACAAGACGACAGCAAUGAUGAAAGUGUCUUUGAUGAAAGUGUAGAUGAAAGUGGUGAUGAUGUUUAUUGUGAAUCUGAUGCCAGUAGCACUAGUAGUUAUGAUGAUGAUGGUGACAACAUUGAUCAAGCAUAUUACUUGCCACCAGAAUUUGAUCAACUGAACAUUUCAUGUGAUAAAGACUUUUUGGAUCAUGAAAAUGAUGGCAUUGAUUCAACACUGAUUGAAUCAGUUGAUAUGGACACUAGUUCAACUGAAGGAUUAGGAUCCAUUGAAUGUAACAUACCUUCAAUGUCAUAUGAACAGCCUGAUUUAGUGGAGGGAAACGAUCCUUUGACCAGACUUCUUCUAGCUGGCUACGAGAAUUGUAAGGUUGCAGAUGUUGAUGAAGAGCUAUCAUUAGUUAAUGAGAAGAAAUUUAUAUGUAGUAUGUCAAGCAUGCGAGAACUGUUUGCCUUUUGUGUGGACAUUGACUGUAAAAUGCCAUUAACCGAUGUAAAAGAAUCAUUUGUCGGCUGUGUUCUUGAGAUAAGAUGGAAAUGUAAAGUUGGUCAUUGUGGUGAAUGGAAGUCAAGCAAAAUGGUGAAGAAGUUGUAUGUGAACAACUUACUGACUGCAGCCGCAUUAUUAUUCACUGGCAAUAACUACACAAAGCUGGCGUAUUUUCCAAAUGUCUUUCGUUGGCAUUCUUUGGCUCGUCAUCUUUCCACCAGUACCAAAAGCUGUACCUAG